AAUGUAGAAUUGGGAAGAAAGUGUGAACCGCGGAGAACUGUAGCAACCCCGGCAUUGCGUUGCCUUCUCCAGAUCGUGCAAAACUACAAAUCUCACCACGCGUUCUUCCUUGCCCUCUCAUCAGUCUCGGUUUGGCCCUUUCUAGCUUCGAAUUCUACGAUGGCGUCCUUAACAGGAAGGAUAACAUUCCGCGUCGUAGCGGCGAUUCUGGUACUUUCGGUCCUCUUCUACGUCGGUCGUCCUCUCUACUGGAAAAUCUCUGCCACGAUUCAUGAUAUCCGCGAAAACAAGCAAACCGUCAAACAAGGUAUUUCACAAAUCGUUCUCGAGGCGCAGAAAUCGGUGGGUUGGUACCACGAUGAGUUCGACUCUGGAGUCCACUAUGAGCGGAAAGCGACGAAUCGGAGGCUUCUGUAUAAGCAUUUGGUUAUUUCAAAGUUGGUUGUGUCCUGGAAGACUGACUGCAUCUGUAAAAAAAAAUUGGGAUUUUUUUCCUGUGCGAUUUCUGAGAUGGUGAGGCAGCAUGUACCAAGAGAAGUGGCCGAUCAGUGCCCUUGAUCUUGAAUUGCCGAGGUGGCUAUAGCUUUAUCAAAACAGGCUGAGUAGUGAACUGGCCGGUUGUUGUUUUGUUUGAGAUUUUAAUCAAGUCUCUAUUUCUAUAUCUACUUUUCGAACUUCUCACAUUUUCACUUACACUUUAUCCUUCCUUUCAUCUAUUUAAAGAAGUAUGUCCAUGCAUUUUGGUUAUGUAUGUGUGUAUGAGGAUUGUAGGAUCUUUGGUUGUCAUGUUCAAACUUUUUAAACAAUCUUCUAUGGC
Tripterygium wilfordii is the source of this 817-nucleotide messenger RNA. RefSeq lists its product as uncharacterized. The transcript is spliced from 3 exons. The record is from RefSeq and is a predicted model, not a curated record. The annotation marks the transcript as partial. NCBI's taxonomy places the organism in Eukaryota, Viridiplantae, Streptophyta, Magnoliopsida, Celastrales, Celastraceae.